UGAGACAGGGUCUUGCUAAGUCACUAAGUUGCCUAGGCUGGGCUCGACCUUGGGCUCGUCCUCCCUCAGCUUCCCAGAAUGCUGGGAUGACAGGUGUAUGUUACCAUGCCCAGCCAGCAAAUUUUGACUUCUGCCAGAGGAGCCUGGGGCAGGUGUUUGGGGAGCCUGCCUCCCAGUGAAGCCAGGUGUCUCUGCUUCUUUCCUUGUCCUCCCAAAAGGCAGCCUUUUCCUGCUGAGGCUGAGCCCCUUCCCUGCCUCCCUUUGACCCCAAGGUGGGGCAGCUCAGGGCACCCCGCGGUGCGCCCCCUUUGAUCAAACUUCUUGUCCUGAGCUCCCAAGGCUAAAGCAAUCAACCUCAUGGAGGGUUGGGGAGGCAUCAGAGGUGGUUACCUCCCUGUGCCUCCUGCCACCUGAGUGACGCCCCUGCAGCUGGAGGGGCAGGGGACAAGCCGACCUUUCACUGAAGAGUUUGGCGCCGCAGGAGAGAGCUGCCCAGCCUGAGGAUGAGGGGGUCCCCGGCAGUUGUCUGGGCCAUCUGUGUCGCCUGCUUGCAGCACUCGGUGUUCCUACAGGUCCUCCCCAUCAGGUCGAACCAGGAUAGGCCACGCCCUGCGCUUGGAGUUUCGGCAGACAAGGUGGAGUGCUUCUCUGACUAUAUGACCCUGCAGAUUCCGAGCAGCCGCGUGGAGGGUUUGAGGCAGUGGCUGGGCAGAAUCCUACAGCUGCCAGUCUCCUGGAGGGCCCCCAGCCACCUGGAUCCUCUUCUUGCCCGAUGUGGCUACUUCCUGCAUCCCGCACCGGAUGGUGACUUCAUUUUCCGAGCUCGAUACUCGGCCUGCUUGGUGCGGAAGGAGAAAGAAAAUUACAGGUUGGAAAUCAGACUACUUCACACAGGGGUGAAAAGGCUGGAGCGGAGCAAAGGCUACAUAAUGAAGUGUCCAGCGGCUGUGUCCAGGCUGGGGCGACAGAGCGUCCACUGCAGCCCCACGUUCAUCCAGGUCUCCCGGCCUCUGCCCCUGAGGAGCAACAGUAGGCAGACCCCUUGGCUGCUGUCCCUUCGAGGGGAGCUGGUGGCCUCUCUGGAGGAUGCCAGUCUGAUGGGAUUAUACGUGGACGUCAGUGCCACCACGGUCACCGUCCAAAGCCCAAGACAAGAACUUCUUCAGAGGCGGGAGGUGCUGAACACGUCUGCAGAGCUCCUGCCACUCUGGCUGGUGAGCAGCCACUAUGCCUAUCCCCUGGAGGCUGUGUGCCCACCGGUGUCAUCCCAGCCAGGAUCGGAGGUCUUAGUCCACAUCCCCAGGCAGAGACUGGGCCUGGUCAAAAGAGGUUCCCACUUUGAGGAAGCCCUGAGCCUAAAAUCCCUCCGAGUGCACCAGUCCACCACCUUCACAGUGACUGAGAGCAGGGAUUUCGUGGUGGUCAGCAUCCCAGGGGCUCCGCUGCUCCAGGUCCGGCCGUGCCAGGAGGCCCAAGGAGCCCCGGGAAAGCAGGCCUUCUACAGCGUGGACCUGAGCCUGGAAUUUGCUGAGUCCGAGACCCCAGUGUUCUGGACGGUGGAAAACCACUUCCGGUGCAUGGGUUCAGGGACAGUGUCGCCUGCUUCGACAGAUGCAUUGAGGACAAGUCCCUCCUGGCCACCCCCAGAAUUGGCGACCCCUCCAGCAACAUCGCCACCCACUGCCUCUUUUCAGUCCCAGAACACAGCCCAGGCUGGCCCGGCCCAGCUGCAGCCAGAGCCUGGGCCGGUCCUGCAAACAGCCAGGCCUGCUGGAGGAAGCUGGGUGUCCGCUGCCUCCUUUUCCCCCAGCGUCACCUACCAUCAGUGUUGUCCCCAGGCUCCGCCGGAGGGAACAAGACUACCUGGAGCUCCCCCUGCUUCAGCCACGCUGAGCUCCAGGACCCUGGGAGCUGUCCAGGCUAGCCCCAGGCCCUCACACCCCAUCUUGGCAGCUCCCACUGCCCCAGCCACACAUCUAUCCUCAGAAGCCUCCUCUCCUCCGUCACCCUCCUGGAGGUCUGACCAAUCUGAAGUGUCCCUGGGUUCCGGACCUGUCAGCCUAAUGGAAGGUCCCCAGCAGGACCCUGCCCAUUCACUGCUGGGAGGGCUGUCAGGAGUGGAUGUGGCUGUCAUGGAGCCCACGAAGGCCCUCGAGGAGCUCCAGCCAUCAACGAGGCCCUCGGUGACCAGGCUGGCUGAGGAGGCAUCGGGUUCUCGUCACACCCACAGAACGCCCCAGGAAAUAUCUCCCAUCAUGGAGGCCUCCGGGCUGCCUGAGCGUGACCAUGGCAUCCCUGGGGAGGUGUCCAGAGGGCACCUGGCCCGGUCACCCCCAAAACUGAGUCAGGGGAUGGAAGGACUGAGAGUCACCAUCUUGCCAGGGACGGAUGCCACACUCACCACCCGAGGAGGGUGGCAACCAGACACCAGCGCCUUCCUGGGGACCUCAGGACCUGAGCCCCCUGGGAGGCCCAGGGUGGGCCCUGCAGCCCCCCUGACAGCUCUUCCAAAGAGCCCUGUGGUUUACACCGGCAAGAGGCCUGUAGCCCCAUCUGUGGGAGCCUCAGACAGAGCCCCUGAGCUGGAGUCAGCUCCCGAAGGGACUGUGGGUUGGCAUGAGUGGGGGCCACACACUCCCAGCCCUCUACUUCUGCGUGCCCUGAGCCUCCAGGCUCCUGCAGGAAGCGCAGUGCCCAGCCUGGCUGAGCCUGGAAACCCCUUCCCCACUGGUCACAGGGCCUUGCCGCCACGGGACCCAGCAGAGGCCAUGUUGGCCACCAGCCUUGAGAAUCACGGACCUCCUGAGCUUCCGAACACUGUGGAGGGGACUCUCCUGGGGAGGCCCCAGGGUGAGUCUUGGGAGUGCCCAGGAAGGAGAAGUCCUCCGGGCUGGGGCUGUAGAGGGCAAGUGAGGACUGGACUUGAGCCCUCUCUCUAGUGCAGAUCCCUGACACAUGCAUGCUCAGAGCUAUGCUGGGGUUAUUGUCACCGCUGUGUGGGGCACAUCACAGCCGUCGGCAGAGCUUGGGGACAGCAGGCACCUUGGGGGUGGGGUUCAGCAGGGUGGAUGCAAUUCCCUAGUAUGAGACCCACUCCCUAGGGCUUCAGGGGCCCGAACUCCAGGUCUCUAGAAGACCCGAGGGGAGGGGAGGAUGUGUGUGUGUCACUGCUCCCCUUUCCUGCUCACCCUUCCCCCUGUUUCCAUGGCAGAGCUGGUACCCUGAUGGCUUGGAGAGCCCCAGUGACCUUGGGUGACCCAGUGCUCCCAGGCCGCCGGCCCAGAAGCUCUGCUGCGACUGGGUCACCGCACUGGGUGCUUCCCAGAAAGGGCGGCACCCCCACCCCCUCCAGGCCAAGCCAAGGCUGCGAGUGGGAUUUGAAACGCAGCCAAGGAGAGAGAGGAGGCAACGACCACCCGGACGGGGGCUAAAUAAAUAAAUAAAUAA
Messenger RNA from Heterocephalus glaber (naked mole-rat), 3447 nucleotides. NCBI's taxonomy places the organism in Eukaryota, Metazoa, Chordata, Mammalia, Rodentia, Bathyergidae. The record is from RefSeq and is a predicted model, not a curated record.